Molecule: messenger RNA, 3060 nt
Organism: Lucilia sericata (common green bottle fly)
Lineage: Eukaryota; Metazoa; Arthropoda; Insecta; Diptera; Calliphoridae
Gene: Rhau
Product: ATP-dependent DNA/RNA helicase DHX36
Exons: 9
Coding region: 155-3049 (964 amino acids)
Cellular component (GO): intracellular anatomical structure; nucleus; cytoplasm
Molecular function (GO): ATP binding; DNA helicase activity; G-quadruplex RNA binding
Source: RefSeq, a predicted model, not a curated record
AUUCAUAACAAACUUUUACCAAAGCAUUGCUGAGUGGGCAUUUUGUUUAUAAAUAAUCUAAACACUUUGCAAUUUAAUAAUAUUAAUAAAUUAAAAUAUAAUUUAGUAGGCUAAUAUCAAAUUUAAUUAAAUAAAAUAAUAAAAUAUUACUAAAAUGAGUGAAUAUCGUAGAGGACGUGGUGGAAGAGGCGGCCGUGGAGGAGGAGGUGGUAGUGGUGGGCGACCACCAUGGCUAAAAGGUAAAGAUAUCGGUUUGUAUUAUCGUGAUCGACAACGUCAGCGCAAUAACGAAGAAGAACGUAACGGGCGCAUUAAACUCAACCCAUCUGUGGAUAUUCCAAGCGGUGUUCUAGCACAGGUUGAAAACUGCCUCCAGGAAUUCGAAAAGGACAGUGAAGAUGAACGUGUUUGUGAUGAAUUUGCACAACAUUUUCGUAAUUUACUUGAUAUUAAUUUCGAGGAAUUCCUAGAGAAAUCCAAAAAGUCUGUUAGAAACACUUUGGAACACAUUAAUUUAGAAGUCAGCAAUGAACGUUUAAAAACAUCACUGAUGGAAAAAGAGGAAUCGCAACAAUAUCGUAAACGUUACGAUAUGCGUCAACGUUUACCCGCCAUGAAGCAGAGGCAAGAUGUUUUGAAAGCCAUAGAAGAAAAUCAAGUGGUUCUUAUUGUGGGCAGUACUGGAUGUGGUAAGACAACACAAGUGCCUCAGAUAUUACUAGAUGAAUUUACAAAUAAUGGUCGAGGGGCAGAAUGUCGUAUUGUUUGUACGCAACCUCGAAGAAUAUCGGCUAUAUCGGUGGCCGAACGUGUGGCUUAUGAGAGAGAUGAAUCGUUGGGUUCUUCGGUGGGUUAUCAAAUACGUUUGGAAAACCGAUUGCCCCGAGAUUAUGGUUCAAUUUUAUAUUGCACCACUGGUAUAUUAUUACAAAAAAUGCAAUCUAAUCCUUUAUUAAUUGGUAUAAAUAUCAUAAUAUUGGAUGAAAUUCAUGAACGUAGUGUGGAAUCUGAUCUUUUAAUGGCUCUACUUAAAAAGAUAUUACCUCAUCGUGCCGAUCUUAAAGUGAUAUUAAUGAGUGCCACCGUUUCGGAGGAAACAUUUUGUGAAUAUUUCAAUAAUUGUUUUACACUCUACAUUGAGGGCACUCUAUUUCCCGUUGAAGUUCUUUAUCUGGAGGAUGUUUUGCAAGAAACCGGUUUUACUGGAUUUGAAAACCUCGCACUUGCUCAAAAUUCUCAUGGUCGUGGUAGGAGACGUGAUGGUGGAGAAGCUGGACGCAAUAAUCAAUACAAUCAAAUGAUCUCUACGUACUUACCGGCAUUACAAGGCAAAUAUAAUCGUCAAGUAGUCGAUACUAUAAGAAAAUAUAAAGAUACAGAGGGUUGUGAAAAUUUACUCUUUUUGGAGCAUUUAAUAUUUUAUAUAUGUGAAAAUAAACCACCCGGAGCUAUUUUAGUAUUUUUACCGGGUUUCGAAAGAAUUUCUAAAUUGACAACGCAAUUGCAAAAACCUUCUACGCCCAAGCACAGAGAAUUGGCUCAAAAGAUACAAGUUUAUCCGCUGCAUUCAAUGAUGCCUACAGUCAAUCAGAAGAGUAUCUUCAAGCCCGCCCCAGAUGGUAUGCGUAAAGUUAUAUUAUCGACUAUUUUGGCAGAGACUUCGGUCACCAUAGACGAUGUGGUUUAUGUUAUAAAUACGGGUAAAACUAAAAAUAAAGAUUAUGAUAUUUCACAAAAUAUACAAACCUUAGAGGAACAAUGGGUUAGUAAAGCCAAUACGCAACAGCGUAAAGGACGUGCCGGACGUGUGCAACCGGGUAUUUGUUAUAAUUUAUUUACCAGAAUUAGAGAACGUCUUAUGUUGGAAGUGCCUAUACCGGAAAUAUUGCGCAGUAAAUUGGAAUCUAUUAUUUUAAAUCUUAAACUUUUACACAUAUCGAAUCCUUAUGAAUUCCUAAAAACUCUGAUUAGUGUACCAAAUGAACAAGCUAUUAGUCAUGGUUUAAAUUUAUUAAAACGCAUUGAGGCCUUAGAUGUUAAUGAUAACUUAACACCAUUGGGUUUGCAUUUAGCACAUUUACCCAUAGAUCCGCAAAUGGGUAAAAUGAUUUUAAUGUCUGCUCUUUUCCGCUGUCUGGAUCCCAUAACCUCUGCUGCUGCUGGUUUAUCUUAUAAAAGUCCCUUUUACACACCGAUGGGUUUGGAAAAAAAGGUGGAUGCUAUUAAGCGUGAAUUGUCUAAUAAUUGUAAAAGUGAUCAUUUAUUAAUACACAACGUUAUCGAGGGCUAUCGUGAGGCCAAAGAUAAUAAUUGUCAUAUGAACUAUUGUUAUGAGAAUUUUCUUAGUCACACGACACUUACACAAAUUGAAAAUAUGAAACGACAAUUUGCUGAUUUAUUGAAAAAUUCAAGUUUUUUGGAAUCAUCAAAUUGUUGUGAUAAAAGUUCGAAUGUUAAUUCGUCGAAUGUGCCUCUGUUGAGGGCGAUUAUUGCUGCUGGCCUUUAUCCAAAUAUAGCAUUUUUAAGACAAGUGAAACAAGUAGGCAAUAGAUGUCAUGCGCUGCAUAAAAUGUCAACGCCGGAAGAUAAUCGUGUAAAUUUUCAUCCUUCCUCUAUUAAUUGUGGUCAGACAUCAUUUGAUUCAAAUUAUUUUGUUUAUUUGCAAAAACAAAGAUCAAAAGAAGUGUAUUUAUUGGAUGCCACCAUGGUUUUCCCCAUGGCCUUGUUAAUAUUUGGUGAUGGUGUUAAAAAGGGCAUAACUGCUGAAAAACAACCUUACAUAAGUGUGGCUAAUAAAUACUUUUUUAAAUGUAAUGAGAACUCUUCAUUGUUUAUACUGAGAUUGCGUGAAAAACUUGGAAUUCUGCUGCAAAAGAAGGCCUUGUACCCGUCGCCCAUCGAAAUCAAUAGCAAGGAUGAAAAGCUUAUAAAGGCUAUACAAAUUUUGCUCUCUUUGGAUGAUGCCGGCGAUCUUGCUGAUCAGUUUCUAUCGACUGAUGAUGAAGAUGAUGGAUCUAUACCUUCACAAAGAUUUAAAUCCACUAUCUAAAUAUACAAAAA